Molecule: messenger RNA, 1068 nt
Organism: Exophiala spinifera
Lineage: Eukaryota; Fungi; Ascomycota; Eurotiomycetes; Chaetothyriales; Herpotrichiellaceae
Exons: 3
Coding region: 1-1068 (355 amino acids)
Molecular function (GO): hydrolase activity, hydrolyzing N-glycosyl compounds
Source: RefSeq, a predicted model, not a curated record
AUGGGAAUCUCCAUUUCGACCGCGGUGCUGCUCUUAUGCUGGUUGGCGAACGCCACAGCCGCCAAGGCCACCAAGGGACAAGGUCAACCUAUCAUCAUUGACACCGACUUAUUCGGUGAUGUUGAUGAUGUCGGGGCACUCACCAUAGCCAAUGUCCUGCACAACUGUGGCCUAGCAGACCUGAGAGGCAUUAUGAUCAACACACCCUCACAGUAUGGUGCUCCCGCAGCAAGUGCUAUCUGCUCAUACUUUGGCAAUAAAAAUGUCCCAGUGGCCGCUCUACGCCCGAUAACAAAUGCGUCCUUCUUCGACGACUGGGAAUACGUGAGGGGAGAGUACGCCAGCAAAAUCGCCUACAACUGGCCUGGGUCUCUUACCAAUGCCUCUCUCGCUCCCACGCCGGUCGAGCUCUACCGUUCCGUUCUUGCCUCCGCGGAGAACAGCAGUCUUCACAUCAUUUCCAUUGGCUUUCUCACCAACCUAGCAGAUCUGCUUCGGUCUGAAGCCGACGACGUGAGUCCGCUGACUGGCACAGAGCUUCUGGAAGCCAAAGUGAGCGAGCUGGUCGUGAUGGGUGGUCGUUACCCUUCUGGCUGGGAGUACAAUUUCGGCGGCACGGACCCGAAUAGCACCACCUAUGUCAUCGAGCAUUGGCCAAAGACAGUGCCAGUCACUUUCUCCGGAGGCGAGCUGGGAAGCACCGUUUUCUCAGGUCAGAGGCCCUUGGAAGAAAGCCCCUCUGAUUCUCUCCCGGUAUCGGCGUAUCAGUGGUACGUUGGCCGCGGAUCAGUCACUCGCGAGGCAUGGGAUCCCAUCACCGUUCUAUACGGAAUUCUGGGCCUGGACAACUUCACAAAACUCGGAGUAUGGCCCAUGCUGGCAUACGCGAAUGAGUAUGGGUACAACACCAUCACAGCUAGUAACGGGUCCAACGCUUGGGUCAAUGACACGAGCGUCAGGAAUCAACAUUGGUUGAAAUUGGCCGACGGAGUCACGAACACGAGUAUGGCGUGGCUCGUUGAUAAUUUCCUCGUUCAUCCUCCCGGGUUGUCGAGAUGCCUUGUAUAG